GGUGCAAGGAGAAGUCUGUUGUGUCACUUCAACCAUGAGACUCAUCUUUCAAGCAUAUUUGAUGACCUUCACACUGGGCAACCUUGUGGCUUCUCAGUUACAAUCUUCUGGUGGGAAAGUUGCUAUCAACACCACAAUAAUCAACUUCAAUAAGGAGAAGAUGCAGAUCACAUGGGCAACAAGAGAGAUUUUCCCCAAUGAGAAUGUGUCAUUUUUUUACACAUUUGAUGAAGGCAAACAAAAAUUUUGGAAGCCAUGUACCACCUAUUUAUUGGAUCAAGAUUAUAAUUCUGGAUGUCUUUUUAAGACAGAAGGACCUACCCUUGCCAUUUCUAUCAGGAGCAGCAAUGGAAGUGAAGAUCUUUUUUCUAAAAUAUUCAAAACUGAUUUUUACAUAAAGCCCAGUCCACCCGAAAAUGUGACCUUCUUCUGGGAAGAGGACACUGUUACUGUAAGCUGUAAUAAACCAAAGAGAAAUGCACUGUGCUUGACACUUGAGCUUCAGUACAAAAGCAAGUUUGACAAAGAGUGGCAAUCCAGAACUUCUAGGUGCUGCAGAGUUGGAGAGCAAGGCUUUGAUCCAAGGAAGUGCUAUUCUUUCCGGGUCAGACUGUGGAGGCUCUCACGACACUGCAAUGUAGAGAAUUACAGCAGUGACUGGGAAGCUGAAACAUUUUGGAUGAAUGGCACGUUAUUAGAUUCAUGUGAUGAUGAUGUAACUCCUCAGUCAAAAACAAUAAUUGUUUUAAGUUGUUCACAGGCAGUACUCUUAAUGAUGCUUAUUCUCCUGAUUCUUCUGUGUAAAUGGCAGAGGGUUCAGACAUCAGUCCUGCCUGCUAUACCAGACCCAAAAUACUCAUUUGCUGAUCUCUUCAAUGAUCAUAAUGGAAACUUACAGGAAUGGCUAGUCAAAAAUGACCACGUGGUGUUGCAAACCAAACUAGAGUAUGAGGAACCAGAGUCCAUCACUGAGGCAGAAAGCCAGCAAGAAGAUGGGAAGAACAGUGACAAACAAGGGCCUUUGGAAAAAAUCUUCACUUUUUCAGGAGCAGCUGAAAAUAAUGAUGGCAAAGCAGCUGAGAUUGCCUGCCUGAUACCAGCACCAAACACUACAGCUCCUUUUGCUGGCUUCCAUAUUUUAAUGAAUGAUGACAUGUACGUGACGUUAUAAAAGCUGCAUAAUGAAGAAGGUGUUAGGAAAUUCCAUAAAAAUCCUGACGAGCUGGGGAGAGUGUGAAUAGAAAAGGUCAUCAUGAUAAGAUUCACAUCAAGAAAGACACUGGGCUGUGUUUUUAAAUCUGUAUUUUCCCAGCAGUUAGGAUCUCUUGGGCAGACUCAAGCAUUUGAAACAAACUCCUGAUGAUUUACAGAGUUAAGAUUUGCUCUUCUAAUUGGGGUUUAUCCCUAAGGCUCAUUUUCUUGCUGUGGACAGGGGAGCACAGGAACUUUUCCAUAAUAUAUGUCAGCAGGGAUGAGAUUUAGUCCUUCUGCUUAUGGGGUGUGUAGAGCAGGGCAAAAGAACCAUUGUUCUUCCCAAAUGAAGAGAGAAAAAAAAGAGAUUUUGCUGUCUCAUGUAAAGAGAUUUUUAUUGCGUAACUUAGUAUUUCAUGGCACGCCUUAAAGGUUUUAUAGAGAAGGAAUAAGGCCCUCAUCUAAGGAGAGGAGUGAGAAUACACAGUGUUGAAUCACAUUUUAGCCUGCAGAUUCUUCUGUGUAGGCAGCUUCCUCCAGAACAGCAGGGCUUCAAGUGUUUCCUCUGAAGUUCAUGUCCUC
Molecule: messenger RNA, 1773 nt
Organism: Ficedula albicollis (Collared flycatcher)
Lineage: Eukaryota; Metazoa; Chordata; Aves; Passeriformes; Muscicapidae
Gene: CRLF2
Product: cytokine receptor-like factor 2
Exons: 9
Coding region: 35-1171 (378 amino acids)
Biological process (GO): cytokine-mediated signaling pathway
Cellular component (GO): external side of plasma membrane
Molecular function (GO): protein binding; cytokine receptor activity
Source: RefSeq, a predicted model, not a curated record